CCGUUUUCCGGGAAACGUGCACGUUGUGAAGUGGAGCGCUUCUUGACGCGAGUCACCUUAUAGUGUACAGUGACAUCGGUCAUGAGGACCUCGAUGUCAGGAAUGCAAAGCUGGAAUAAAUGCAGAAAGCUGUGUUGCAGGGCAGGUCUGCGCGGCGUGGUGCCUGCAGGCACGCGUUGCAGAGUUCGCCCUUUCCGUCGCCGGGAAGAUGCAAGCGCAGGACGUGCUGCGGGGCCUGCGGCUCCCCGAGCUCGACGACCUGGGCCAGCUCUUCCGCAGCGUGCCGGCCACCGCGCUGGUGGGCCUGGGCGCCUUCGCCGCCGUGGUGGCCUACUGGUUCGCCAGCCGGCCCAAGGCGGUGAAGCCGCCCUGCGACCUCUCCAGGCAGUCGGCAGAAGUGGAGGGCUUGGACGGCGCGCGGAGGUCCGUGAUAGGCGACAGCGCCCAGCUGCUCACUCACUACUACGACGAUGCGAGAACCAUGUAUGAGGUCUUCAGGAGAGGGUUUAACAUAUCCGAAAACGGCCCCUGUCUGGGAUUCAGGAAACCCAAGCAGCCCUACCAGUGGCUGUCCUAUAAGGAGGUUUCUGAAAGAGCAGAAGCUUUGGGUUCGGGCUUGCUUCAGCAGGGAUGUAAACCCUCCACGGAGCAGUUCAUCGGGGUCUUUGCUCAAAACCGCCCCGAGUGGAUCAUUUCCGAGCUGGCCUGCUACACUUACUCCAUGGUGGUGGUUCCCCUGUACGACACCUUGGGUCCUGGAGCCAUCCGUUACAUUGUCAACACAGCGGACAUUUCCACGGUCAUCUGUGACAAGCCGGAGAAGGCCCGGGUCCUCCUCGACCACGUGGAGAGGAGGGAGACGCCGGGGCUCAGCUCCAUCAUCCUGAUGGACCCCUUCGAGAAGGACCUGCGGGAGAGGGGGGCCCGCUGCGGGGUCCGCAUCCAGGCCAUGCGCGACGUGGAGGAGUGUGGCCGAGGGAGUCGACACGUUCCCGUGCCUCCUCGACCCGAAGAUCUGUCAAUCGUCUGUUUUACUAGUGGCACUACAGGCAACCCCAAAGGCGCCAUGCUGACCCACGGCAACGUGGUUGCUGACUUCUCGGGCUUUCUCAAAGUGACAGAGAGUCACUGGGCUCCGACUUGUGCGGAUGUGCACAUAUCCUAUUUGCCUUUAGCACACAUGUUUGAGCGAAUGGUGCAGUCCGUCGUGUACUGCCACGGCGGGCGAAUCGGCUUCUUCCAAGGGGACAUCCGUCUGCUGUCGGACGACAUGAAGGCGCUGCGCCCGACCAUCUUCCCCGUCGUGCCGCGGCUGUUGAACAGGAUGUACGACAAGAUCUUCAGCCAGGCGGACACCUCGCUCAAACGCUGGAUGCUGGAGUUUGCCGCGAGGCGGAAAAAGGCCGAAGUGCGCAGCGGGAUCAUUCGCAACGACAGCUUGUGGGACAAACUCUUCUUCAAUAAAAUACAGGCGAGCCUCGGCGGCUGCGUCCGCAUGAUCGUGACGGGCGCUGCGCCCGCCUCGCCGGCCGUGCUGGGCUUCCUCCGCGCCGCGCUCGGCUGCCAGGUCUAUGAGGGUUACGGGCAGACGGAGUGCACCGCCGGCUGCACCUUCACCACCCCCGGCGACUGGACGUCAGGUCACGUCGGAGCCCCUUUGCCCUGUAACUUGAUCAGACUGAAGGAUGUGGAAGAGCUGAAUUACUUUGCUUCCAAAGGCGAAGGAGAGAUAUGUGUGAAAGGACCAAACGUUUUCAAAGGUUAUCUGAAAGACGAGGAGAAGACAACCGAAGCGUUGGACGAGGAAGGCUGGCUUCACACGGGAGACAUUGGGAAAUGGUUGCCCAAUGGGACUCUUAAAAUUAUCGAUCGGAAAAAGCAUAUAUUUAAGCUCGCUCAGGGAGAAUAUAUUGCACCGGAGAAGAUCGAGAAUAUCUAUAUCCGCAGUGACCCUGUUGCCCAGAUAUAUGUCCACGGAGACAGCUUGCAGGCCUUUCUGGUAGGAAUCGUGGUGCCCGACUCGGAAGUGAUGCCAGGCUGGGCCAAGAAGAGGGGGUUUGAUGGGGCGUAUGCAGAGCUCUGCAGAAAUAAGGAAGUGCAGCAAGCAAUAAUGGAAGAUAUGGUCCGGUUAGGUAAGGAGAGCGGACUGCACUCCUUCGAGCAGGUCAAAGCCAUUUACAUUCACUCCGAUAUGUUCUCGGUGCAGAACGGUUUGUUGACGCCUACGUUAAAGGCUAAGAGGCCAGAACUGAGGGAUUACUUCAAAAGACAAAUCGAAGAGCUGUAUUCAAGCAUCUCCAUCUGAAGCCGCGGGAGGACCCCUCGGACGGGCGGGCUUGCUAGCAACCCCACAGUAACACUCGAAGUACAGAGCCAGACCGGCACAGCCGAAAUGGAGAAGCACCUGAAUCUCACAUUCGAGCCUUUCGUUGUUCCGGGAUUUCACCACUAACCAUAAUUUUCGUUUUCCUCCUUUUUUCAUCAGGUGUUGGAUACAGGCUCUUUUUACUCUAUGUACACACUAGGAGACUACUAAAAAUUAUGUUCAAUACCCACAAAAACACACAGAAAUUUCAGUCCAUGACCGAGUAAAUUAUGGAAACUUAUUAACUACAAAUGUUUCUGAUUAAACAGAGAAAAGAAUUUUGGGUAUGUCUGUUGGUAUUUGAUUGUAUAUAACUUAAUAGAUUAGGGACUAAAAUUGUGAUAAUUCAAUAAUGUGGUCUACCUCAAACAAUCAGCGAUUGAUGGUGAAAGUCUAUUUUCCCUGAUCUGGAACUUCAAGCUGGAUAUUGGUUUAUAUAUUAAGUGUUAGUUUUUAUAUGCUGCAGAAUAUAAAUUACAUUGAUUUGAUUUAAUCAUUAAUGACCUAACCAACAACCAGAAUAGAAAUAGGAACAGAUCUCCUGGUAUUUGUACUUAAUAGGCCUCUUGGUAUGUUAUACUUAAAGGGAAAGGUCAGAUUAGUAUUCCCUGGAAAUGACAAAAGCGUGUUAGGAAGCCCUAGGCUAGAAUUCCCUCUAUUUGCUUUCCAGGCGGACUCGGUUGAUACGUGGCUCGCUGGGUUUUCGUUAGGGCCACGCACGGGCACCAGCACCGCUCAGCCUGGGAAGGUUGCUAAAGCAUUGCCGGCCCUGUAGCAGCUUCCUGGGGGAGUUCAAAAAAACAAAAAAAACGCACCAGAGAGCGAGCGUGCAAACGUGUCCACACUAACCCGUCUGCUCCCCGUCCCUCCGUUGUCACUCAACGUGCUGCUAGGACUGGGUAGCCCAGUCGGACUCGCUCCCUUCCAGAGACGGCGGUAAAGAAAAGAAGCACAACGCAAUUUUGAAUGGGGCUUAGCAAACCGAGUUUAUUUUGGAGAAAGGCUGGCCUGCAGCCUGCUGAAAUGCAGCCGUGGAGGGCAUCCGUCGGGUAGCUGCGAAGAGCACGGACGGUUCCUGCACAAGGCCCGGGGUGGGAGGAAGGCUUCGUCACCCAUUUCCAUUGCAAGGUGUCACGGGGCGGCGAGAGCUUGGACGUGACUGCAGAAAGGCCUCCAAAGACCACGUCUCUGCGUUUGGACAUCGGCAGCCUCAGCUCCCGCUGCCGCCGCUUCCACUGGCCUCUUUGGAUAAAGAGCAAUGAGGCCAGAUGAAACCGCAGAUUUCAGAGCCAGCGAAGCCACUGGGAAGGGCCAAGUCCCCGGUGGGACGGAGCAGGCUCCAGCAGCCUGUCCUGACGUGAAGCGUGGUGCAACAAAGUGAGAAAACUGGAGAAGUCAGGUAGCUUGAAUAUCUGGACUGUCGGUGGCCUCCUCCUGCUCAACAGGGUCCUAAAUGUAUAUGUAUAUUUUAAUAGCUGCUGUUUGUUGCACCGGUGCAUACUAGCAUGGAGCUGUGCCUGCUAGAUCUUCUUUGCUAGGGCAGAGAAAGCACACUUACCUUCUUAGACUGGAAUCCACUGUAGACCUUUGAAGCUAAAAGAUUAAAUUAUUAAUCUAAAUUAUCCCUUAUUUUCCCUCUGAAAUGGCAUUGCAUGCUUUAAAAAAUGAAAUAAAUUGAACUAAUGUGUUAGUUUUACACAGAGGCUGAUUUAUUGCAGUAAUUUCAGAACAAAAUGAUACAAAGGAAACUUGUUAAUAUCAUCACUCACAUAAAGGAUGUGGUGAUUGAUUAAUCAAAUGUGAAAGUGUUGGUCUGAAUCCCUUUUACGCCUGAUUUUUCAUUUUUCUUCCUGUGUAAUCAUUCUUAUCAGUCCAAAGCAAGUAAGAAAUACCAUUACUGUGAUCUGAUGGUAUCUCACACCCAUUUUUCACUGAUGCAGACAGCGACAGGUUCACUGGGGGAAUUUGAGUGUCACAUCUACAGAGGAUACGAAUUACUGUUGCCAGCUCCAGAAUCUGGCUCUUUAGGUCAAGUCGUAAAGGAUUUUCAUCUUUGAGGAGUCUCAUUCAUCUCGUUUUUGUGUCAGCCAAAAGACGGUCAUUGCAUACGAACGCGUCAAAGCAAUGAGGAAUUAGAUGCAGUGCACUUUCUUGCCUGUUUUAAUGGAACUUACUUAAAAAAAAAAAAGUAACUAUUUAAAUAAAUAUAAAAAGCUAUUUUCCACGGACCCUUUUCAUGACCACAUGAAUUUAAUUUACUUUUCUCCUAAGGUGAUUUCAGUUUACCAGACCUUUCUACAUAACAGAACUGUAACUUUGUGUAAGUAUAGAAGAUCCUAAUAUGAGUUUACUUAUGGAUGGGUUGGCUCUUUAUUUUUUAAGUAUAUAAUGCUGUUUUGUUAAUGAAUAACAUAUCUGUAGGCCUCUUUUGUAUUCGACGCAAAAUAUCAGAUGUACUAGAGCUAAUGAUGUGAACACCAAAAGAACAGGAGAAAAAAAAAAGGAAUUGAUCACACUAGGAUGCUACCAAAUUUGGGAGAAAUUGUUUCAAUUGUCACGCCAAAAGUGUGAGUAUUUCCAGAUCUUGUGGGAAGCUGUAUGAAUAAAUGAAAGCUGUCUCUGAUACUUUCUUGUGCGAUCAGAUUUUCCACUGAAGAUCAGUCUCUGUCUCCAAAACCAUAACAAUGUUGUAAGAGAUUAAAACUUGACAUGAGUAUAUGGGUAGGGAAUUAUUUAAUGAGCUAGGCACAAACAUGCCUCUCCUCAAAGUCCAGGAAUAUUGUCUUGCUUUGACUUUUCUUAAACUUAUAUACUUAUUGUGACCACCACAGAAAAUCCCCAGCGUUGUCCAAUAACAAGUUUGUUUUUUCUCAAGGUAACUAGUUACAAGAUUUUUUAAUAUAUGUAUUUGUCUUUGAAAGAUUCACGACUCGAGUGCCAUUGCAUUAAUGGCAACGCAAGUUUCCCUUCUCUGUAAACAGACCUAUUCUUGAUGGCUUAAAAAUGACUGUUUCUAACUAACCACUACCAGGCAGGGGUUCGUUCUGCUAUCAAGAAAAUGAGGAAACACAGCAAGCCCACAGAAAUCAGAAGCUCUCAGUCCUGCUGUGGGUGGACUCUGCGCGUGGUCAGGGUUCGGAGCAGUCCUGUACCGCUGCCGCAGAAGGCAAUGUAUUGAGUAUGCCGCAGUCAGUGAUUUAUUAUAUCUCUUACCUAUUCGAAAUGGGAGAUUCUUCCUGGGCCUGGUGCUGUGCCUUUGAACUCACUGGAAGACGGUCUCCAGUGCUCGUAUAUGAAAACCAGAUAAAAUGCAUCCUCCAGGAAGAGACUAAUUGCUCAGUUAUAUACUUUGUUUGUUCUUCACUCAAUAUAUGUUGCACAGACAAAAUACCACUCUGCCACAGAAAUGGUCAAAGACACACAAAAGGGUGAACACAAAUCAUACACAAAACCAGUAUUGGGUCUUAACCCCCUGUUGGCAGGAAAUAUAUGGGAUUUUUCUGUACUGAAAAGUACAUGUGCAGGUUAAAAUAGUUGAUAUACAUCAGAUGAGAGAUGGUGAGUUCUUUAUUGAUAAAGUACUAUUUCACAAUCUAUCAUCACUGUUAAUAAGUAUGUAUCAGCACCAGUAAUGUCCAGUGUCAUUUUUGCCAUAGAUAUAAUUUUGUUGCAUAUAGCAGAAAAAAAUUUGACUUAAUCUGGAAUGAAACAAGUUAACUAUAGGAUUUUUAUUUGCCAUGUGUUAAAAGCACAAACCAGUGAUGUAUAUGUAAAUAAAUUGCUACAAGAUGAAUGUAAAUGGGGAAAGAAUAUACUAUUUUUGCAUGGUAACAGAUUACUUAAAGACCUCUUGAUGCCUUACAGAAGAUUUGGAAAAGCAUUUUAUUUAAAGGCAAUUCUGUCUGCGUAUCUUUUGUUUCUCUAGCUCACUUUGGUUUUGUCUAUGAAAAACAAAGAUAUCAGAAUUAGAGCUUUGUUUCUCCUUGGAAUUAACUUAUUAUUCAGUACUUUUCACAUUUAUAGGUUUCUGUGCUAUAUUUACUCCAGUUAAAUGAUGAAGCUGCGGCUAUUCAGCAGUUUGGAUGAGAAAUCUGGAAACUCGUAGUAAUUGGGAGGAAACAGUUUUAGAUCCCUGGAAUUGUUAAAUUUUUUCUGAGGCAUCCAGAGCCCCUUUAAGCCCUUCACUUUACUACAGCUUUUUGUUAUGUAUUUUAGCAAGUACAUGCAGCAAACUAAUGAGGCACUUUCCUACAGAUUGCCUAUUCUAUUUUCAACAGAAGGUGAAGGGGUUAAAAUAUAAUAUUUGUGUAAAAAAAAAACUUAAUUGUAAUUAAAGAUUUUUUCAGUUUUGGUAUAUUAGUGUGUAUAUCAAAAAGUCAUCUAUGGGGACUUUUGUAAAGACUUAAAUUGUCACAUUUCUCAAAACUGCUCCUAAAAAUAUUCUUGUCGACUGACAGACAAUAAAAUCUCUUUUAUAAAGUCCGUUGUUACUCCAGCAUCUGUCCACCCCGUCAGGAUGAAGUCGCCCAGAACGCGUGCCUAUAUGCAACACGCUGUAGAAAACCAAGUUAAAUAAAAUAACGACCAAAGGACUAUUGGAAGCGGAGAUCCAUUUUAGCAGUCUUCUGCAAAUAAAUCGUUUCACAGUUCGCCGGAGAUCGCCGCGCAGCAGUCUUUCUGAAAUGGUUUCAGUUCUCAUUUUAAAGCAGUAAUAAUAUAACCAAACACAUAUGCUUGUUUAAUAUGAUUUGACAACUGGGAAUGCAUAGUAUUUUUUCAGACUAUGUACCUAAAACAAUAAAACCUAAAAGCGUUCA
Molecule: messenger RNA, 7182 nt
Organism: Dromaius novaehollandiae (emu)
Lineage: Eukaryota; Metazoa; Chordata; Aves; Casuariiformes; Dromaiidae
Gene: ACSL6
Product: acyl-CoA synthetase long chain family member 6
Exons: 21
Coding region: 209-2305 (698 amino acids)
Biological process (GO): long-chain fatty acid metabolic process
Cellular component (GO): membrane; endoplasmic reticulum
Molecular function (GO): long-chain fatty acid-CoA ligase activity
Source: RefSeq, a predicted model, not a curated record